Messenger RNA from Trichoderma harzianum CBS 226.95, 906 nucleotides. RefSeq lists its product as hypothetical. Gene Ontology annotation, cellular component: prospore membrane; lipid droplet; ascospore wall. The record is from RefSeq and is a predicted model, not a curated record. NCBI's taxonomy places the organism in Eukaryota, Fungi, Ascomycota, Sordariomycetes, Hypocreales, Hypocreaceae. The coding region runs from base 1 to 906 and encodes 301 amino acids. The transcript has 7 exons.
AUGGCUGAAUCACCGCACCGAGAAGAGAAGCCGCGCAAUCGCGUCGUCGAUUCCAUCAGCAGGAGGGCCGAGAAUGCUCUCAAGGAAGACUACGGGAAAGCGAGGGUCAUGGCCUCUGACGCCGUCCAGAGCCAGGCAUAUCUCUAUCCCAUCAAGGGCAUCUUCUACUUCCUCGCUCACCGGAGCUUAUGGCAGCCGCUGAUUGACCGAAUCAUCCCUUAUGGCACGCUCACAAUCUCUGUCAUUGCUGCCAUGUUUACCUUUACGUACCUACCACAGCUUGCAGUUCUCUUGCUCUUCAAUGGCCCAUUGGCUGUAUAUUCUACAGUUUUACUCACGCUCAACGAAAGUUCCAUCCUCAUUCACAUGAUUUCCCGCACUUGGAUACUCCAGGAAGCUCUCAUGGAUACCUUUGACGGAACACUGGUUUCGAGAAACGCAACGGCCGUUGUCCAACAAGGUCGAGAGGUGAAACCUGGUAGUGAUCCCAUGAAGAAACUAGGCAAGGUAUUCAAGAAGCGGUUUGAUAAGAUGAGCCUCACUGCAAUGGUCCGAUAUUUCAUGUACCUACCUCUCAACUUUAUCCCCGUCGUGGGCACCAUCGCUUUUAUUUUUCUUCAUGGUAAACACAGAGGCAAGGUCGUACACAGUCGAUAUUUUCAACUCAAGAGCUGGUCCGAGUCACAGAGGACGCAGUGGCUCAAUAACCACACUGGAGCUUAUGCAUCCUUUGGCGUCGUUGCGACUCUUCUGGAGAUGAUCCCGGUGGCGUCCAUCUUCUUCUCCUACACAAACACCGUUGGUGCUGCCCUUUGGGCUGCUGAUAUUGAAUCGCAAAAUAACGCCAUGGUCAAGGAGACUGCCCCAAAUCUCAGGCAGGCAGCCGAGAAUGCGAAAGAACUUUAG